Molecule: messenger RNA, 1854 nt
Organism: Aureobasidium uvarum
Lineage: Eukaryota; Fungi; Ascomycota; Dothideomycetes; Dothideales; Saccotheciaceae
Source: the annotation of a GenBank genome assembly
AUGAAACCAGUUCAAUCGUCAUGGCUUGUCAACGCUUUGUGUUUGACAGCACAGUUUGGGUCGGCAUUACAACUUGAUGUCAGUAGUCCGGGUAAGAUUGCAGCAAUACCAUGGCACAAAGUCAUUGAGGCUGACGCCGAACAGNACUCGAUCAGGUCAACGUCUAGCGUGGUCGCAUACGACCUAAUGUCGUACUAUACCGGAAACCGAACUGGAGAUGUCCCAGGAAACUUGCCGGCACCGUACUACUGGUGGGAAGCGGGCGCCAUGUUUGGUGAGAUGAUCGAGUACUGGUACUACACUGGUGACGCGACAUACAACGAUGAAGUCAAGCAGGCUCUACUGCACCAAGUCGGAGACGACAAGGACUACAUGCCCAGGAAUCAGUCUAAAUCUCUAGUAUGUAUUCCUAACGAAACUCGUACAUUGCGUCGUGACAGGCUGGCUGACACGACGAACAGGNGUAAUGAUGACCAAGUCUUUUGGGCAUUCAGUGCCAUGACAGCGGCCGAACUCAAAUUCGAGGAUCCAGGAGACGGUCAGCCAUCAUGGCUGGCACUUGCACAAGCCGUGUUCAACGAGCAGGCAUCAAGAUGGGACGAUGGGACCUGUGGUGGAGGAUUGCGCUGGCAGAUUUUCACCUUCAAUGCUGGGUACGACUACAAGAAUGCCGUCUCCAAUGGUGGCUUCUUCCAGCUGGCAGCACGCCUGGCGCGUUACACGCAGAACCAAACAUAUGUCGACUGGGCAGAGAAGACGUGGGACUGGUAUGCUGGAACACCCCUGCUGGAAAUUCAGAACUGGCAGGUCAACGACGGAUCCAGUACGCAGAAGAAUUGCACAGAUGCCAGUCAGCUGCAGUGGACAUACAACUAUGGUGUUUUCAUUGCAGGAAACGCAUACCUCUACAAUUACAACAUGGGAGGCGUCAUGGUUGAAGUAACAUGUGAGCCACUAGGAAAUUGCAACAACGACCAACCGGCAUUCAAGGCAUUCCUCACUCGAUGGCUUGCAGUGACAGCACAACUGGUUCCCGAGCUUUAUGAGCGCAUCUUUACAUACUUGCGCAAGUCGGCUGCGGGCGCGGCAGGACAGUGUUCAGGAGGAGCACUUGGGAGACACUGCGGUCGUGAGUGGAACUCGACAACAUGGGAUGGAGUUUCAGGAGUUGGCGAACAGAUGUCUGCUCUUGCAGUCAUUCAAGCGAUGAUGAUGGAUACGACAGAUCUAGCUGCGCCGGUGGGAGCUACAACUGGAGGCACGAGCAAGGGUAACCCAAGUGCAGGUACAGGGACCAGCGGCACAACGGGCAGCGAUGGCAUGCACGCUGUGAACACGGAUAAGAUCACGACUGGUGAUAAGGCUGGAGCAGGGAUUCUCACAGCACUGGCGCUGCUAGGCACGAUAAUUACUGGAGGAAGUUUGGUUCUCGAAGCCAUGUCCGACAGGCGUCGCGAAGUUGGCGGCGUCGAGGACGGACAAGAGAAGAUUAUUCCAGUUAGCACACACACACCAACAGACAUGCCGCCACGACUCAAUCUCCUCUCACGGGCAUCGCUAUGCCGGCCCACAGCACCUCACUCGAGCGUAGCGUCGCUGCUGCAACCCUUCCUGCGUAGCGCACAACAACCCCAGCAACAAAGAAACGCCUCGAUUCUCUCGUCGCUCUCGGACAACUCGGGCGCCUACAACAAGAAGAUCAGGAGAGGAAGAGGUCCCUCAUCGGGCAAGGGCAAGACAUCAGGACGUGGUCACAAGGGUCAGAAGGCCCACGGCAAGGUGCCGCGCAACUUCAAUGGUGGUCAAACGCCCGAAGAGGUGGUCCACGGUGUCAGAGGCUUUGAGAACCAGUAA